UUCCUUCUUCCUUUUCUGAACCCUAUUUCACGUUCAGCCGCCUUCAAUAUUUCAAGCCAGUGCAGCCCGUUCUGUCGCACCCCCGACGAAUUCGCCGCCGCUAAUUCUCCAGAUCCCGAAGAUUUUUUUGAACCUUCAAUCUCUUGCAAUCCCAGUCAUCUCAGCUUCUCCCAAUCAAUCGUAGUCUCAAGCCUCAAUACGGCCUCCUCUGUUCCGCCUUCUCUCCCUCCCCUUAAUCUCACUCACUCCGCCUACUUCAAGGUGAGCAGGAACUAUAAUGGAGGCCAAGUUUUUUCGGUUCCUGAAGAUUGUGGGAGUUGGUUACAAAGCCAGAGCAGAAGCAGCAGGACGUCUCUUGUAUCUUAAACUGGGAUACAGCCACGAAGUUGAACUAACCGUUCCACCAGCUGUUCGUGUCUUUUGCUUCAAAAACAAUGUGGUUUGCUGCACGGGUAUUGACAAACAAAGGGUGCACCAAUUUGCUGCUGCAGUUCGUAGCUGUAAGCCGCCAGAAGUAUACAAAGGCAAGGGCAUAAUGUAUAUCGACGAGGUCAUAAAAAAGAAACAAGGAAAGAAGUCUAAAUAGAUGCCGGGAACGAAAAAAUGCCUCGCAUCCAUCUUUAUUCAGACACAGAGUGCCUCAGUUAAGAAUAAUUGGGUUUAUUGUAUGCAUACCUUUAGAGCAUUCCAUAGAUUAAGCCAUGUGACUGAAAUUUGGUUGCUACAAUGCCUAUUCUUGAAAUGUUAUCCCAUUGAUCCAAUAUGUUGGAGUUGGCAAAUCAUGCAGGAAAGAAGCAUAUUAGAGUUGAGGGUUAACUCUUGCCUGUGUUUUGAGUUGUAAUGAUCAUUUUCCAUGUUCAAUAUCUACCCAUAUUUUCUUGUUAACAAA
This is a messenger RNA of Cucurbita moschata (crookneck pumpkin), 889 nucleotides long. RefSeq names its product 60S ribosomal protein L6, mitochondrial. NCBI's taxonomy places the organism in Eukaryota, Viridiplantae, Streptophyta, Magnoliopsida, Cucurbitales, Cucurbitaceae. The record is from RefSeq and is a predicted model, not a curated record. Gene Ontology annotation, cellular component: ribosome. The transcript is spliced from 2 exons. Gene Ontology annotation, biological process: translation. Bases 278 to 586 code for a protein of 102 amino acids. Gene Ontology annotation, molecular function: rRNA binding; structural constituent of ribosome.